Molecule: messenger RNA, 7699 nt
Organism: Cephus cinctus (wheat stem sawfly)
Lineage: Eukaryota; Metazoa; Arthropoda; Insecta; Hymenoptera; Cephidae
Exons: 5
Coding region: 134-6694 (2186 amino acids)
Source: RefSeq, a predicted model, not a curated record
GAAAAAUAGUAGUUUAAUGGUUGAAUUUCUUACGAACACGUGUCGGUAGGAUUGAAUCUUAAAACAGAGAUUUAAUUUGUUUUAAUUUAUACGCGGUAUUGUUCUUCGAUUAGUGCUGGAAACGAUCGUAAAGAUGCCGCGUGUAUUUAAGGAUUCAGAUGACGAUACGGAAACGAAGAUCGGCCGCAGAACUCGAGGAAUCGUAGCAUCCUCGGUCACGAGCUCUCCUCUACGACGUAGCAGCAGAAUUCGACGUCCUGCCCAUCAGGAUGGAUCAUCUCCAGAAUCAGUAACCGAAGGUAAUACAGGUCCAAGCACAAGACGUCGUACAGGUACAAUGGAAUCUGGAGCUAGUGAACCAUCCAGAAUAUUACGAUCCAGGAAAAACUCUGUUACAUCUGAUGUUAGCGAGGUAUCAGAUUUACAGUCUCAUGUUGGCACACCUCAGAAACGUUCAACAAGAAGAAGCCUCACAGCACAGAUUGCAGAUUCUCCAGAAUCUACUGUUCACGCUAAACGUUCUUUAAGAGCCGGUUCGGAGUCUAAGUCUACACCACCAGUUGUAAGAGCUCGCAGGACUAGAGCUAGCUCUGUGGAAUCUGAACAUCCUAUCGAUACAUUAUUGAAAAAAGAAUCAGAUUCUCAGUCAACAACAGUACCUACUAAUACCAAAACACGUAGGCGAGCAUCUGUAAUGCCAUCAGAACCUGUUUUAGCAGAAGAAGCUGAAGAAGUUAAAAGUGCCAUACCUGAGGUUUCCGAUUCUGUUACAUCAAAACAUGAUGAAUCCGAUAACUUAUCAUCAUCCUCUAUCAAGAAAACAUCCAAAUCCAUGUCAGCUAAUACUAGCUUGGAGGCAGUGGACGAAGAAAUGCCCGUUGAAGAGUCACUCGCCAAGGAUUCAGUCUUUGAAUCCUCUGAAAAAUCACUUUCACUAAGAGAUGAAGCAUCCCCAAGUGAUGUAUCGCCAGCAGACACAAAGUUGACAACACCGACGAUGUCAGAUCAUUCCAUUCCCAUCGAGACCAUCGUAGAAGUACAAACAACUGUAAUGGAAACCAUAGUGAACAAUAAAGGUAUAUCUGCGACUCCGCCAAAACGUCAUUCCCUAACACUGAAAGAGACUUCUAAGGAAUUGGGCCUUAAAAUAGAAAGCUUACUUAAUAAAUCAACUGGAAAACAAGAAACGAGUCCUGGCAAUAAGGAGAAUGAAAAAGGAAAUGUUACUGACAUAAAGUUCGAACGAAAUUUAGAGACAAUAACCAACGUCGUAUCGACUGGUAAAAAAUCAUUGAGAUCACUCCUUGAGACGCCCUCGAAAGAAAAGCAUAAUUUGUCUGCGGACGAUCGACUUCUGUCUAAUAUUUCAGAGUUUCAAAACACGCCAGAGGAAACAGUUACUGUUCGUAAAAGUUUUGACAAUUCGGAACAAACUGAUUCCGCCAAAUCGAAGAUUUUAACUCGAAGACAUUCCCUGAAGAACAGUGCUACAGAGAAAGAGUCUUCAAAUUUGAGUUCUCAAAAAAUCGAAUCCCAUUCCGAACCGAUGGAAGUCGACGAAAUCACCGUGGAAAAUCUAAAUGAUCUUUCAAACGAUAAAGUGACUUUCCAGGAAAUAGAAAACGUAGUCUUGAAGGACGCUUUUGUGAAAUUAGACAAAAUGGAACUCGAUGGCGAACGAACGAACGAAAAUGAUGAAGAUAGUGAACCUGUGAAAUUGCAACAGAACUUAAAUGAGGUCUCAGAAAUGGAAAAAUUGGAAAUAGAUGCGGAUCCAGAGGACAUGUCUGCAGUGAGUUCCGAACCAUUAUCGGCAAUAAUGAAAUCUAAUACAGUUUGCCAGCUACGUGAAAAAUUUCUUACUAAUUUAGAAAGCAAAACAAUAUCUUCCAGAAGAACAGUUGGUGAGGUUGUGCAAGAACAUUCAACAGACUCUCAACAGAAAAGACUUAGUUUAAAUAUAAGCGAUUUAGAAAGUGGUUCUCCUAUAAACAAGAGUGAGCUGCCAGAGAAUAUUCAGGAAGAUGAUGUUGAAAUACCAAAAGAUGCGAGUACUCAGAAGGAGAGUCCAACGAAAGAUACUACUGCAGAGUUAAAUGAGUAUGUCACAGACUGCAGUAUGUCAGAUACAAUAUCCAUCAGAAAUAUUUCUUUUGAUCCAAACGAGAAAUCGUCAGUCACAGAUUCGCCGAUCCGCAUGAAUGAGAGCUGCAAAGGAGAUGAGAUUCUGUGUACAAUUAAAAAUACGAAUUCUUCAAUUGUUCCAGACUCAACCAGAGGACUAACUCAAGGUGAAUCUGUCAAAGAGGUUGAAACGUCCGUAAGUACUACUUCGAAAUCGCCAAGUAAAACAACUGAGAAAACUGCCAAAUCGUCAUUUGUGACAAGUCCACAAGUCGACAACAAAAAAAGUAAGCGUACUCAAGGGGUGAAUGUCGACGACAGUGACUUAGAUUCAAAUAUUGGUAAUCUAUUUCAAGACAUUCCGGCUGAUGAAUGGGAAAAGGUAAAAAAUAAGAAACUCGUAGAGUACGAAAGUUGUUCUAUCCAUUCAGUGUCUACUGAAAGACUCGAAAAUGAAAGCGAGGCAGAGUGCGAUCUCAUUCUGGUAGAUCGUGACGCCUGGCACGCAGCAGAGACUGAAAAACUCGUUAGGAAAAAUCAGAAAUUUGAUUAUGAUUCAGAUGAUACUAUCAUUAUGAAAACUAGGAUGUUAGAAUCCGAACUUAAAAAAGGUGAGAAACAGACACAGCUGGAAAUAGUUCCGGAGGAGGAGCCUAUGGAAGUUGUUAGCGAAGAUGAAGCCAGUAAGACUGCUGACAAUCAGUCAUCGGCUAAGAAACAGUUAACUAAGGAGUGUACGGAAAUUUUAAAUUCGUCGAAAAGGAAAUCUGUAGGUAGAAGAAAAUCAUCGACCAAUACAGAGAAUGAUGGGAGCGAUUCCGUUUUCGUCAAUGAUGACACCAAUGCAUUAAAUAAUAGGAAAUCACUUAAUAAAUCCGGAGAUUCUUCAGGUGUACUGAACACGUCGAAUAAAUCAGAUAAAACAGCAUUUUCGAAAAAUAAAUCGAUAGUCAUGGAGAAUGAUGAUGACUCCGAUGAUGAGUUGAUUAUGAAUUCGUCUCAAGAGGAUUCAUCCAUAGAUCGAAAAUCUUUGAUUAAAUUACGGGACAGUUUAAAUAUUUCUAAAAAAAGUUUAAAUAAGUCAGUAGACUUAAAUCUCUCAAAAAGCAGUAAAAAUAAUCCAGAAAAUGAGUCGAGUGAUGUCUUUACCCAUAAGUUCUUGAACAGAAAACCUAUAAAUAACACUAUAGAAGUGAAUUCUACCAGUUCUAGUGAUGACGAACCAUUUGUACUCGAAGAUGUUAGCGACGAUGAAUCAAAUGAAGCAAAUAUAUCAUCUCGUAAAUCAUUGAGUAACAGAAGGUCUCUAAAUACGUCUAAGAAACAAAAAUCAACGAGCCGAAUUGAGGAACAACAAAACAAUGACGAAGAAUUCAGCAGUAACUUAACGGAUGAGAGUUCUGUCGCGUUGAAAUCCUUAAACAAGUCACGCGAAUGUGAGACAGUUGACGAGAAAAUAGAUGAGCAAGAAACUAGCUGUAAUUCAUCGUGCAACGUUAAUGUUUCCUCCCGUAAGUCUGCUGAUUUGAGAAGAUCUCUAAAUAGGUCAUCUAAUGCCAUGUCUCUUGAAUCGAGCAAAAAUCAAGAUCAGGGUAAUAAAACAAGUAAUAAUACGCCAGAGAAUGUGAAAUCCUUUUCACGUAAAUCUACAGAGACAAGAAAAUCUUUAAACACGUCCCAACAAAAUUUGAGUAAGAAGCUUAUAGCAGAGGAAGCUGUUAUCAUGAUGGAUACUGGAUCAGAUAAUGAAGAAGGAAAAGAAGUCGAAGAAAUGGAACAAAGUAUGCAGACUUCAACGGCUGAAAUGAAGUCUCGUAAUUCAUUGAAGAAUGUAUCAGUUGGUAAAAAGACAAAACGACUUAUAGAAUUUAAUGAAGAAGAAAGUUCGGACAAUGAUAUUUCUGCGAAAUUCAGUGAAGAUGAUUCUAAUGAUAACGUUGAACAAAAUAAUAAAUCAAAGAAUACUUCACUGAAGAUGAUAAGUGGCAAAACAGCCAGUUUUAAGAGAAACUAUUCAACGCUUGCACGUUAUGGUUCUGAUCUUGAAAGCGGUUCGAAUAGCGAUGAAUGUGAUAAACAAAUUCCAUCAUUCUUGUUUAAUGAAAGCACUUCUAAAGAUGAGGAUGACACUGAAAACAGUAUGGAUCUUGAUAUCGCUCGUGAAAUGAAUCUUAACGGCGAUACCAGUCUAAAAUAUUCGGACGAUGACGUCCCAGCGGAUGAUUGUAGAGCUUCAGAAUCAGAAUCUUCUGAUUCAAACGAUAAUGGUUCGGAUCUUGCUGAUUUUGUAGUGGGUGAUGAUGAGAUUGUUGAAGAUGAGGAGGAUAUGGAAGAAGAAACAGAUGAAGAUUCCAUAAAUGAAGAAGAAGACAUGUUAGAAGAACCCAGUAAUGACCAAAAGAAGAAAAAGUAUAACAGAAUUUCAUUACCAGUCGACUCAGAAAACGAAGAUGAUAAUACAGAAUCGGAGGAUGUUCAUAAAGAACAGGAAGAAGAUUCUGAAGCUGAAGUCGAGCAGGUCUCAAAAUCUCGUUUGUCUAUGGAUAAAAAUAUUUCAAAAUCAUCGAACAAGAACAAAACUUUAGACGAGCCUGAAGAAAUCAUAGAGUCCAAAAUUGAUUUAGAACAAUCAAGGAAGAGUUUAACGAAGAAACAUCGUAAAUCUCUUUCAUCAAUAGAAUGUAGUACGCCGAUAUCAACUUCUGCUAAAGAGAAGACUAACGAGAAGAGAGCUAAUCAACUCACCCCGAAUGACUCGUUGCUGGACAUAGUUGCUACAGAGGUUGGAUUUGCUAAGAAGAAAUCCCUAAGUGCCCAAACUUUAGCUGAUGUCAAAACACCUAUAAAAAGUGCAAGUAAUUCCAAGGAUAAGGACGUGCCAUCAUUUAAAACACUAAAGGCCUUGCAGCAAAGUUUGCCUAUAGAUCCACCCGAAAUUACAGAAGCGACAAAUCUUUCAAGAAAAAAAUCGUUAAAGGUAGAUACGUUAAAUAAAUCAAUGGCUACUCCAAACAGUGAGACUCCUUUAACGAAGUACUUGAAGAAACAGAAGCUAAAUGAAAGCUUGCCAGCGGAUGUUGGUGAUGAGAAAUUACGAAAGUUGAAACGAAAAUCAAUGAUUCAACAAAGAAGAAGCUUGGUCACCAUGGAAGGUAAAGACGGUACUGAGGUGGACAGUAAAAAAUCAAAUGCAGAAGAAGCUAUGGAUGAAGCGGAGGAUGUAUUGGAUAUUGAUCUAGAAAAGCAGAAAGGAAGUCAAAUACAGGAAAUGGUGAUAGUAUCGAAAGAUGAAGAAAUCGAGGAGGAAAUUGUCACUGAAAAACCAGUUCAUAGUAAUAAAAGUAAGAUUGCUAUCCGUAAAGAAAGAAAGAAAUUGGCGAAGAAGUUAUCGCGAACAUCGAGCCUCGAGCAAGCAGAAACUGAAGACUCUGCCGAACCAAAGGAGUAUAAUGAAAAGCAGGACGUUAAAACAGUGAACAGCACAACUAAUGAAGAUUCACGGAUUACUAAAAGGAGUAAAGUCGUUGCAGAAGAGAGUGGUAAGUUAAAAAAGAAAUCAAAUAAGAAAAAGCAAAAGUCUGAAGUAAGCCAGGAAAUUGAACAAGAGAGCCUGUCUAACGAAGCUUUAGAAAAUAUCGAAACUCGCGAAUCGGUUGAUGAAGAGGGUGUAGCAUCGGUGCAAAAAUCCAAUAAGAAACAAAAGAAAAAAAAGAAAAAUAAGAGUCUUCCUGAAGCGAUUUCGGCGAACGAAAAUGAAGGACCAAGUGAAGAAUCACUCGUUCAUAACAACAAGAAGGAGCGAAAACGAAAAUUAAAAGAAGCUGCGGAGUCCGCGCAACCGGAAGUGGAAGCAAAGACGAAGCUGAAAAAUGUAGAUAAAAUAGUUGUCGAGGAAUCCACGUCAAAAAAGCGAACCAAAAAACAAAGACAAGUCCUAAAAUCUCAAGAGAUAGAAAUCCAGAAGAAAGAUUCAGCUGUCGAUUCUUCAUCCGAUGCCAGCGAUGCACCAGAAAGCAUAGGAUUUGCGAAAGCUCGUCAAGCAGCAGUAUUAGAAAUGAAGAAUGUUGCUGAAAGCGUAAAAGCUGGAAAAGAAGCUAAGAAGAAGAAGAAUGUGAAGCACAACAAAAAGGUUGAACACGAUCAACAUAUGAAAGUUGAAGAAUUAGAAAAAGUGGAAAAAGUCUACCCAGCUAAACAGAAUCUAAAGAGACUUCCAGAUGAUGUAAUUGAAAACAUAUCAGAUGUUCCAACAAGGCCACAAAAGAGAAGGAAGAUCUUGAAGAAAGAAGAAAAAAUAUUGCCGUCAAGAUCAAUGUUCAGCCCUAGUAAACCAUCAAGUUGCCACAUAAAGACGAAAGACAUUUUUAUUCCAUUAAGCUCAUCCGGUGGCACAACACAAUUUCAAGUUGCCAGCCUUGAGAAGAUUAAGAAAAAUCAGAAAAAAGUUGCGGCAUCAUUAUUCAGAGAGCGAAUGUUGAAUCGGAAUCGUCGCCAGCAGGUGUCCGCUUAUUUAAUGUAUCAUCAGAAACUAAAAGCUUCUGGUAAAGACAAGUUUCCUAAACCCGCGUAAAGAGAAUCCUACCUUUUUAUGAUAUUUGAUGAAUAAUAAUUCUUAUAGCCUGUCAUUCGCCAUUGUCUAUCUUACUCGCUAGCACGCUUUAUAUUUGAAAAUGUGGUGUUAGUUGAUGUUGAAGAAGAAAAUCCUCAGAAUUUUUUAAGGAAACUUCCAAGUGGAGAAAUAUGUACUGAAACAAAAAAAUAAACAUCUUGCUCAUUUGAGAACCGACAUAAUAAUGCUUCAGCGAUUUUAUAAUAUAUUGAUGUGAUAUGUCGCUACAUACAAUGAUAUAUUAUCACCAGCUGAUUCUAAGACCUGAAUAUAUGAAAAAGGUUUCUUCAGUCAAAGAAAAAUCCUGAAGGUGUGCGUUAAAAAGUAAUCAACAAUAAUUGUGCCUAUAUAUCAGACUGAGAGUAUUUCUUUUUCGUAUAAAGCGUCGAUAGCUUUUAUAUUUUCUACGAUUUAUCCGUGACGCAAGACAAUGCGAUAUGGGACACGUGCGAUGAUGUUUUCAAGGAAUAGGCUGAACAAUCAAUAAUUUCUCGCAGAUUUUAUGCUUACUUGUCGAAGACAAGCGGACAUUUUUAUCGAUAUAAAUUUGUUGCGAAAACAUGUAUUUUCUUUUACUUUACUAAAAAAAAAAUUGUUCUUUUCAAUAAAAUUUCUUCAGCUACGCUACCGAUCACAGUGUCCUUCCAAUUUGAUGUAAGAAAUUACGACUUGAGUCACAAUGUCAUAUUAAUGCGAGAAUAAUUCAGUGCACAAAUCCGCGCAGUUAUUGACAUAAAGAUAUAACCAAUUUUUGUUUAUCAUAGUGUAUAAUAAUGUAUCGCUAGUGAGUAAACUGAUCCUAAUUAUCGCGACAGCUGCGAUAAAACUGUUAAUGUUAAUUCGAAUACGUUUUUAAUCUGUUGUGUUUGUAAUGCAUUUCUUUAUAAUAUUGUAAGGUAGUUUUUCCUAUGUUCUCUUUACUUUAGGUCUGUUCGAAUGAACGAAUAAAUUAUGGUAUCAUAAAAA